AUGGAGAGCGCCAAAGAGGACGAGCUCCUCGCGCUGGAGGACGCGCAGGACGCCUUGGUCCCCGUGACCGCCAUGGUCCUGGCUCAAGGUCCUCCUACCACCUAUGGACCUCAACGACGAGGAGAAGUUCCAGGCAAAGGGAAGGGGGAGGGGACGAAGACUGUCCCCGUGAACCCGUUCUGCAGCGAGCGGAUGCAGGCUGAAGCCCGGUUGAGGGCUAUGAGGCCAGCGGCUUUGCCUGAUGGAGAGGCGGUGGACGUGCCCCAGACUUCAGGACGGGUGGAGCCUGCGGAUGAGGAAAGGGGGGCUUCAAUGGACGUCAAGGAGCUCCUGAAGGCAGUGAUGGCGCAGAAUGCAGCCUUGAAGAAGGAGGUUGGGGAGCUGCGGAAGGAGAUCAAGGAGUCCAAGAGUGGCAAGGAGACGAAGGGAAAGGUCAGGGAGGCCAUUGAGGAUGUGCCCAAACCUCCAACGUCGACGCCACCACCUUCACCUCCCAAGGCACCACCUCCGAUGACACCUGACCGUGGGAGAAAGGAGGUUCCGGGUCAGGCAUGGGCCGACGUGGAAAUUCCGGAAUUCCCGGGAGGUGGCAUGGAGACCAAGCCGAUGGACUCUAUGAGGAGAGAUGGAAUCCAACGAGGCUCUGGAGUACCCGGGGUGCCAGGUUCUUGGGGAGCUCAAGGGUGGGGACUACAUCCAGGACGACAGCCAGGUGACGAACCAGGACACCAGGGAGACCGAGAAGGGAUGCGAGAGCUGGUGAAGGGCUCUCCUUUGGAACAGGCAGCACAGUCUGUUCUGAGGCAGCUCGGGACAAACUCAUCGGAUGGGAACUGGGGGGAGGUGAUCAGAUCCGUUGAACUCCCACCACUGCAGGACCUUCGUGAGGGAGAUCUGGGAUCCUUGAUCCUUGGUGACUGGAUCCAACUCAUCACGCCGACGAUGAAGGACUUGAGCGCCACGAGUUGGAAGUGGUGGGAGGAAGUGUUGAACCUGGCCAUGGUAGCUUAUAGAGAUGUGCUUCAAGCUGAACCAGUGCAGCGCUUGUACAUCCGGCCACGAACACCUCCAGAGUGCUCGGGAGUGUGGAGUCGCCUUGAGCAGCGUGGUCAACUGAUGCUGAUCAAUGCCGCUCCCCAGAACAUCAAGGCAGAGGUGUUGGCGAGUCGGACGACAAGUUCAGUGGAAGUCCUUUAUGCACUGUUCCGGAGAUACCAGCCGGGUGGGCUUGCGGAAAGAUCUCGCCUGCUUCGACAGCUGGUGGAACCGAAGGCUCCUCAAUCUAUGAACGAGGUGGUUGAAGCACUUCGGGGGUGGAGGAGAAGUUUGAGGCGAGCGCAGGAACUGGACAUCGCGACGCCGGAUGCCACGUUGCUGCUGGGAGCCUUGGACAAGAUGACGGAGCUGGUAGGACGGACGUCCAGCCAAGUGGCCUUUCGGAUGUCGUCGACUCGGGCGACAUUGGGAGUCGAUGUGACACCCACCUUGGAAACGGUGAUGAGUUUCUCGGACAUGCUCACCGCCGAGGCGGAAUCCCUGGCCAUUAGUGAGCUGCAGCCGAUCCAGGAGAUUAAGGGUGCCCCUCAUGCCACCAAGGUCAAGGCGAUGACCGCCGCCAUUGAGGAGAAGGUUGAGAAGGGCACAGAGAAGCCUAAGGGAGAGGGGAAGUCAGAUGAGAAGAUCUGCCACAAGCAGAUGAAGACCUUCAAGAAGGGUUUUGAGAAGGGCACCGGGAUCAAGAAGAUGGAGAAAAAUGAAGGAGGCCAGGAGAAUCAGCAGACUCUGGCCGAGGAGGUGGUUGAUGAGAAGACCGUGGAGAAGCCUGCCGCGAGCUCAGGGGAGGUACAAGCCCUAUUGUCGGAUGCGAUUACCCUUUUGAAGAGCUUGAGGCCGGUGGGGGAUGGUCGAACAGCGGUGAAGGCCAUUAAGCUCAGCAGCCUCGAGGUGAAGACCAAUGACAGAGCUCUACUGGAUGGAGGAGCCACUCAUUGCCUUCGGAGAGCUGAGUUCGAGGAAGAAUGGCAACGAGCGCAGGAGGUCAGAGCAGAUCCCAUGGACGAAGAUCUCCUCACACAGAAUGAGGUACAGACCAUCGUACCCCUGGGAGUCCUGAUCUCGCUGGGCUAUGAAGCCUACUGGGAGAGAGAUCGGUUCACCUUGACUGACCCCAGUGGGGCCCUUCUAGAUGUCAUGUUGGAGGGCAUGUGUCCGACGGUCACGGAGGGCCUGGGGCGGGAGCUCAUCGUGGAGAUCGAGAGGAGCAUGGUCCGGGAGAGAGCACGUCUGGCUGUCUUGAAUGGGGAAGAGAGCAGGAGUGCAUUGGAGGUCGAAGAAGUUCACUGGCAGAAGGAGCUCGCGUCAGAGGGCAGAGCAGUACUUUGCGUCGACACAGUGAUUGACCCGGGAAUGAACCUCCUACGUGACGAUGUCUUCGCCUACCUGCUGGAGAUUGCUGAUGGUGGCACGCUGCGCGCACUGCUUGGUGGCCCACCAUGUAGAACUAUGAGUCGGUUGCGGUAUCGACAACCUGGACCGCCGCCUCUUCGAGAGAGAGAAGGACCUGGAAGGUUUGGACUGCCGAAUCUAGACCCAGUGCUAAAGCAGCAGGUGGAGGAGGAUACGCUGUUGUGGCUGAGGCAGGUAUACCUCCAUCACCGGGCAUCGAAGGCUUCUCCGGCGGCGGUGGCCACGGCACUUGAGCAGCCAGAUGAUCCAGAGGCCUACUUGGGGGAGUCCAAGAGGGAGAUCGGAGGAGCCGGACAUCAGGCCACGGAAGAAAAAGAAUAG
This is a messenger RNA of Durusdinium trenchii, 2787 nucleotides long. The record is from the annotation of a GenBank genome assembly. NCBI's taxonomy places the organism in Eukaryota, Dinophyceae, Suessiales, Symbiodiniaceae.